Zeugodacus cucurbitae (melon fly) is the source of this 2577-nucleotide messenger RNA. RefSeq names its product chloride intracellular channel exc-4 (gene Clic). The transcript has 2 exons. NCBI's taxonomy places the organism in Eukaryota, Metazoa, Arthropoda, Insecta, Diptera, Tephritidae. Gene Ontology annotation, biological process: chloride transport. Bases 267 to 1676 code for a protein of 469 amino acids. The record is from RefSeq and is a predicted model, not a curated record. Gene Ontology annotation, cellular component: cytoplasm; apical plasma membrane. Gene Ontology annotation, molecular function: DNA binding; chloride channel activity.
UUAAGCCCGCUUGGACUGUAUUUUAUGAAUAGACGAGACCAUUACAUUACGAUUGUGGGUAGAAGUGUGUGAAUUCUCCGAAUUCAGUUGCAAAAUAUUUUUUAAGGGAUUUAAUUUGAUAUCUGGCUAUUAAAUUCCUAAAGAGGAACUAAUUGUGUUUGACCAGUAAUAGAAGAAAUUAGGACCAGAACUUGAAUAAUAUUAUUUGUGUGUGGGUUACUCUUCAAUAUAGCUAGUGUGAAAAUCAUACGUCACGCUUUUCCAAGAUGUCGGAAGUUGAGAACAACCAAGAAACCAACGGAACUAGUAAUGGUGAUGUGCCCGAAAUUGAAUUGAUUAUUAAGGAAGAAUUUAUGCUUGAAAAUGAGAUAGAAGGGAAUGCGAGCGAGCUCAACAUCAACGGAGUAACAGGUGGUGAUGGUUUGCACGAUGUCGACGAGAAAGAAAAUAUAGUCAAAUCAAAUUUACAACACAUUAAGGAGUGCAAAACAACAAACUCAGAAAAAGUAUUCGUUCAACGAAAAGAUGCUUUUGCGAAGCACCGCAACGAGUUCUUAGAUGGUGUCAAUGUUCUUAUGCUUACUCAUCAUGACAAUCAACAUUUUCAAUUCGAAUAUGUAACCUCGAAACAAGAUGAGAACGUGCUGGAUACACUCUCCGUAGUUGAACAGCACACAACAUGCUAUCAAAUUGAUGAAAAACUUAACAGUGAAAACUUGUCGAUAAAUCAUAUGAGUCGAGUUCCAUUUGCUCAAAAACAUAUGGAAGAUGAAGUGGUAGUUAAAGGGGAAUUUCCGAGUGACAACAACCCAGUAAGCAAUAUAGAUUUUGCCGCAAUGGUGGCCGAGGCGUGCGAAGGGAUUUUUGAUGAAAUCGAAAACGACUUGAGAGCAUACAGUAACAACAGCGAUAAUAAUGAACAAUUUUCCGAUUCGGCGUGUCAUAGUCAAGCGCGUGUAGUGAAAAGGAAAAAACGAGCGCACAACUCAGAAGCGGUACAACAGGCGGCAAAUGCCGUAUUGGAAGGCCGUAUGAGUUUGGGGGAGGCCGCUAAAUGCUAUAAUGUGGUGCGUUCAACAGUAUCUUCAAGAGUGGCCAAACAUCCUAAACGUAAAAGAAGAAAAUCGAAUAAGCAAUUAGAAGAGCUCAUUUACAGUAAGCUGAAGGCUGGUGUGCAAAUUUCGGAAAUUUCGCGCUCUUUACAUGUUCCCAAGUCAACCGUUCAUUUAUAUAAAACAAGACUGAAAGAUAAUGGGUUGUUGCCUCCGGUGUGGAUUAGGAAUGGCAGUAAAGAUAUGGUGGAUCACGGCGUUCAAGAACGACUAUUGCAAGCAUAUCGUGGCCACAUUGUAAACGGAAUGUCAGUACGAUUCGCAGCGGAGUUUUACUCGUUGCCGCUCACAACAUUGUGGCGAUACAUAAAACGGAGGAAAGAUCCCACAAUGAAUGUCGAUGAUCAUCUUACGAAAUCUGAAAUGGAAGAAUGCAUUGAGGGUGAAAAUUAUAUUAACAACCCUACAAAUGACUUUGAAGAUAUAGAAAUUGAAAAGAACCUGCAAAUUAAUGAAAUGAAAUCACAUCUAUCUCCUGCUUCGUAUCCCAAAGAUCUGGAACCAGUUAUUGAAAAAAAAGAGCAAACGAUAGAACAGUCUUUAAUAAGUCAAUUGUUGGACUAACAUAUUGUUAUUAAUUGUAUUGGAUCUCAGUAGUUGAAAUAUUUUGUAAAAAAGAAAAUUCAAUAAAUACAACAAAAUCAAGAAUAUUUUGUGGCGAUUUUUAGUAUACAAGUAGUCUAAUUAAUUUAGAUGCAUAUUAAACCAUAUAGUGUAACUUUUAGUCACUCAAAAUAAUCCAAUUGAGUUCAGUAUCGGCUAAAGUUGCAAAAACUAAAAUAAGUAAGCUUCUUAUAAAAAUAUAUUUUCGGACAUAAUAAAACAGAAAUAUCACAUUUAUAUGUACACAUAUACACAGAUAUGAAAAUUUCGUAAUUGUAAAAACCAGAACAACGAACGCUUCAAAUCGAAAUUCUCGUUUGUUUGUUAAGUUGAGAUCAAAGUUAACUAAUUAAAAAAUCGUAGGAGGUAUCGGAAUAAGAUUGUGGACCUUAUUGUGCACCAGGUCAAAAUUGUUAAUAAAAAUGUGAGUAAAAAAUGCAUAGAUACUUAAUAACUAUUGUUAAUUAUCAUUAUUUAAUUCAGGAUCAACAAUUCAAGGUGAAAGCGUUGUUUGAUUUGUUGAAUUCCUUAUUGCCAGAUUUAUGUUUUUUAUUGUUGUCCCUUUAACUCUUAAAUGUAAAAUUUAGCGCUGUUUAGUAGUAUGCUGCUUAGACAGGAUAGGGGAAGUUGAAAAUAUAUAGUUUUCACAUGGGAAGAAAUUUACCCUUUACUCAGAACUGAGAAUAUUGUACACACAUAAAUACAUAGGAAGUUAAACUUAAGCGUAUCUUGGAAUUUUUUAAAGGAUUCUUGAUUGAUUAAUCUAUUUCACAGGCCUCCACAAUCGAUGGCAGGCGAAAGGGUGCUUGCCUUUUUUGCCAGGAAUACUUUAUGGACUUGUAUCUUUUGGCAGAACUUAAAA